Messenger RNA from Lineus longissimus, 4082 nucleotides. Its product is annotated as probable 3-hydroxybutyryl-CoA dehydrogenase. The record is from RefSeq and is a predicted model, not a curated record. The transcript has 8 exons. Bases 96 to 983 code for a protein of 295 amino acids. Gene Ontology annotation, biological process: fatty acid metabolic process. NCBI's taxonomy places the organism in Eukaryota, Metazoa, Nemertea, Pilidiophora, Heteronemertea, Lineidae. Gene Ontology annotation, molecular function: NAD+ binding; oxidoreductase activity.
GCAAAAUGGUGAUAAUGUUUUGAAUUUGUGGUGAUGACACUCACUGAAAUCACCCCCCGUCGCUUUAUUUCUGCUGGGUUGCGAAAUAAUUCAUCAUGGUGAAGAUUGCUGUUCUUGGUUGUGGCCUCAUGGGCAUAAAGAUUGCUGGGGAACUAGCAUAUCAUGGCCAUCGGGUCAAAAUAUAUGAUCACAACAUCAAUAGUCUCAACAGUACAUAUGAGAGAAUUGAAGAAGACAAAAAAGCACUGAGGGAGGGCGGUCUCAUGACACAUAAAAACUUUGUGGGUCAGAUACUAUGUAUGAGUCGACUUGAGGAGACUGUCAAUGAUGCUGAGUUUAUACUUGAGGCUGUGAUAGAUGAUAUGGAAGUCAAGAAAGCAUUAUUUGAAAAGGUUGCCCAGUGCUGCCCACCAGAAGCUAUCAUCACAACCAACUCACUCAGGUUAGAUGUUUCAGCUAUUGCUGAAAAGUCUAGAAAACCCAGUAGAACUAUGGGUCUUCGCUUUCUUUACCCUGUCUACUAUAUUCCUGAAGUUGAAAUCACACCAAAUAAAUAUACCUCUGCUGUUGCAAUAGAAAAAGUGCGUGUACUCCUUGAGCAGAUGGGUAAAACACUGUUUUUUAGAUCUGGCGAUGAACCUCUCAUUCUUACAGAAGAGCAAAGAGAAGAAAGAAAGAAAGCAAGGUUUGACCAAAUCAAAAACACUUCAGGCCUUGGGCUGAUGUUACAAGGAAUGAUUCCUGCUCUCCAUCACAAAGGCAAUGUUCAGCCCGUCCAAGAUGAUGAAGACUAUGUUCCCUCGAUGAAUGACUCAGAACGGGAUUGUGCAAUCUGUAUGGAUCACAAGCGUGACUCGCUACUGUGUCCGUGCCAUCACAUGGUCACGUGUAACGACUGUGCCAAGCUGCUGCUGAAUCGGAGAGAUGGAUGUCCAAUAUGUCGAAAAGAGAUCGCAGAAAUAAUCAAAGUGUAUCACUCUUAGCUUUAAAAAUUGUGUAAAAUAGGACACGUAGGGUGUGAAAUAUGUUGGUUUUUCAUUCAAAAUUGACUUCAGCAGGACUGUGGCUUAUCCAAAGAUAAUGAGCGAAGAACUAUAAACUACAAUCACACUUGAUCAGAUCAGAAUGUAACCAGUUGGGAACUAUUGCCACUGCUGCAAGUUUGAGGAGGGUGAUUUCCUUCAGGGUUCAUAAGACGGUGAGGAUAGGCUGAAUAAUGUACCAAGUAUAUUUUUAAUUAAGUUUGAAAUGACAUGUAGAGAAGAGCCUCUCUAUCAUGGACACUCUAGGGACUGACAAGUGCUGUCCAUAAUGGAGAGCAGUCCUGAUUACAGAGGUGAAAUUCAAUGAAAAUGCUCAUCUCCCGACAAAAACAGUGUCCUUAAUAGAGAGGGUGUCCUGCUAAGAGAGGUGUCCACUAAGAGAGGUUCCACUUUACUUGAGCAGGGGACAUAGUUCUCAGCCCCUUGACCCAGUUUGUUUUCAAAACAUUUUCUUUGCACCACUUUUCAUGUAGGAAAUUCAAGUAAAUCUGGUCAAGAUGCACUUGAGGUAAGUAUUGUGCAGGUCUGCAUCGUGGCAGGGUAUAGUGGACGAUUGUUAUUGUCGAAAAGUGAUAAAAAUGUUUGCAAAUCCUUGCAGUGUUUUCACUGGAGAAGAUUGUAAUGCCACUAAACACACAGCAAGAUGUUGAAGUGGUCUUCGUGUUAUAUUGUUUCACUUAUCCGUCCACACAUUUCUGGUCAUUGUACUAAAGGCAUCUUUUAAAUUCUAGUUAUCCUUUUAUGCUUUAUUUUAUAGUAUGUGAUGUACAUUUUACUUUGAAUAGAAAUGAGACUUUUUGUCUCUCUUUAAGAUUGGGUGAUAUGAAUAAAGACUAGCAAUUGCUUUUACUGAAAACCCCAUGUACAUUUACACUAGGCCUUUCUGUACAAAACUGAAGUAAAAUCAUUUACUAGUCUUUAUUCAUAUCACCCAUUGUGUUAAUCUGUCCUUAUAAAUCUUUGAUAAUAUUAUCUACAUGUAUUUGAUAAAGUUACUGUUCCUGUAAGCUAUUACAUUUAGACAUUGGUAAUCAAGCUUAAGUUCGGGUCUCAGAUGUCCUUUCUGAACAAUCAAAUAGUUAAUCUCUAAAACACAACUUAAAGGGAGCUCCUUUGGAACUGUUUAGUGCAGAUAGCCAUGUAUAUCAUCUAAGAUCACAAAACCCAGUAAUUAUACAACUAGAAGAAGUGAGAACGUUUAUAAACAUUUGAUGCUUUGCAGUAUUUCACCGCAGAUCCUGAACUGGAAACCUGGAAGUUUUCCAGAUUUCAAGAAUACUUAACACACAAGGCAUGGGCCUUGGACACUCUGCCAAAUAUGAAGGUUUUGGGGGCUAAUUCUCACUCACUCAUGCAUAUAUGUAAAGUAAAUUACAUCACUGAUGCACUGUGUGUUCUUCCUACAAAGACCAAUUGACAUUCCUGAAGGGAAUGAUGUAACAUUGUUCCAAUUCCAACAGAAUUCUUUGAGGAGUUCCUGUAUGCACUGCUGGCCAUCACUAAUCACGUUACAGAUAUUAGGGGCAGAUCCAAGACUCAGAGUUAAAGUGGGAACUCCACCCUCACUUUUCUACAUUUCAAGUUCAAACAAAGAAUUCUAAGAUAACUAGGUGCCACAAUAUGCCAACCAAGGGAGGAGCAUGCAUGUUUAUGACGCAGGUAAACAUGUUUGGUGAGACAUUCAGUACAGAUAGUGAGGUAUCAAUUUCUAAUCUAAAACACCUCAAAAUAUAUAAAAAGAGAUUUUGACUUCUUCCAUACAGCCAAGGCAGUUAUGUACAUGUAUGCUCAAACUAUAACCGUUGCCAUGCAAAAUCAGCCAAAGUGCUUAGUAAAUAGUAAACAACACUUUUCUGCAACCAAGGUGUUUAGGAAUUCAAGACCACAACAUGCCCAGAAUGUCUGCAUGAUGUGAGCACUCACUUGAAAAUGAGAUAUUGAAAGUGGAGUGAUACAAAAAGUAUGAUGAAUGAACAAUAGAUUCACCAAGCAUGCAUCACACAGGUGCUUUAAGUUUCAGCUGAGUGCAUUAGAAGUGCAUUUAUAUACAUCAGAAGGAAUUUCCAUCGACUUUUGAAGAAUUCAACCCCUAUUCCUCUUGUACACACCCACACCAAUAGGUUCACUAAACGAUUUAAGGAUGAGCCAAAUAAGGCCAUACCUUUCUAAUUGUGCGUUCGUUAUAACCUAUUAUGUGCCUGCCCCCUGGGUGUUGGCACAAAAAGGAAAUGGUGCCAAAUAACAUCAAAAUGACUUACUUUAGCAUUAAUGCUUAUGGUUGUAUUCAAUUCUGUAUGUAUAGUAAAGGAUUUGUCUAACAUUACAACCAAGGAUCUAUGCAUGCAAUUAAUAGCAUUAAAGUGGUGACCACGACAUGAAGAUAUACUGCACUCUGUCAAGGACCGAUGGAUUUUGAUUCAAUCCAACAUUAGUGUCCCUGGAUAUAAAGUUUUUUCCGAUCUGAUCUUCACCCAACCAAUCCAAACAUGUUCCUAUACCCAGUGCUAAAAUUAUAGUCCUGGUGGCACCAAUACAACAUUUCUGUAAAAUUGCCCAGCAAAUUUUUAUUCUACGUUAUUUAGAUAACUGUCAUUAAUCCAAAAAAGACUCAUUGAGACAUUAAUGUCAUCAAGCGAUGGAUAAACAACAUAACCAAAUAUAAAAUGACCCAGAAAUAUGAUUUGAUUGAUAAAAUGUUCAUUAUGGAAUCCUGAAAUAUUUCAAGUCACAUUAUAGCUAAUCGCUCAGAAAAAAAGUCACUAUAAGCAAUAUUGCCCCAAAAUUCAUCAAUGCAGAUCCAAAAACAGAUAGAACAGGAAUGGACUAAUUAUCAAAAGGGUUAUCUGGACAAAGGGCAGAGAACAUACAUUUCGUCCAUACAUGCUUUUAGCACUCUACAUGUGAGUCUAUGUAUAGUAAGUGUUAAAUCUUUGAAAAUAAAUGUAUGUAUCAAAGUUAUGUAUGUAAUGUAGCAAAAAAUAUUUUAUUUGUGUGUAUUUGUUUUGUAAACAUCCACCAAUGUGAUAUCAAUAAACUGUA